Molecule: messenger RNA, 955 nt
Organism: Rubroshorea leprosula
Lineage: Eukaryota; Viridiplantae; Streptophyta; Magnoliopsida; Malvales; Dipterocarpaceae
Source: the annotation of a GenBank genome assembly
UGUUCAGGUUUUGUAGAUGCUGGAUCACCUACUCUUGGAUCCAGUCGGUCAUGGAAGUCCAUGGAAAUGGAAAUCCAAUCUCUGCUUGAGAAGCUAUUGGAUACAAAUGAUGCUAUGAGUAGGUGUGCCGCAUCUGCAGCACAAACUACUUCGGUAACGCAGAAGCUGGCAAGGCAUAGAGACAUACUGCACGAGUUUACUCAGGAGUUUAGACGGAUCAAAGGAAAUAUAAAUUCAAUGAGGGAACAUGCAGAGCUUCUGAGUUUUGUUAGGGAUGAUAUCAAUGAAUAUAAGGCAUCCAGAAGUAUGUCUCCAAAAAAGCAGUUACUACGAGAACGAGCUGCCAUCCAUGGAAGUAUAGCUCACGUGAGAUUAAUGUUAUUUAUUUAUUUACUAUGUAUCAUGUUACAUGCUUUUUGGAAGACAAUUUCUACUUUUCUCUUUUCCAUUUACUUGAUUUUAGGAGAGGGUGUUGAGUUAGAUGCUUUACAAUGAAUUAAGCAGAAGAAUAAAUUAAUAAAAACAAUAUUACUCUAAUUUAGAUGUUUUUCCAUGUACCAUGUUUGCUUGUUAGUAUUAAUUUCCUUAGAUCCUUGGGAACUUGGGAUCUUUUGCACUUCCCCUUCUUUUUUUUCCUUUUUUCUUUUUCUUAUGUUUGUUGGUGAAAAUGUUUUGCACUUCCUUUCCCUCAAGUCAAUUGCCGAAAACAACAAUAUUCCCCAUUAGCUUUCUUGGCAAGAGAAGAAUGGAGGAGGGGUUGUAGAUUCGUGAAGGUCCAGUACGUUGGUAAGGACAAGCUUUCGGGUCUCUCUUUUCCUUGUAGAGAAGGAAUACACACACACUUAAUUAAAAUUAUGCCUAUGCCAAUGUUGUUAAAGAUAAAUUUUUUUGUAUUUCCCUAUACAAAUUAAAAAAAAAAAUACAAUUAAUAUACUUUUAAUAUACAUCCUCCGGC